Molecule: messenger RNA, 720 nt
Organism: Cyprinodon tularosa
Lineage: Eukaryota; Metazoa; Chordata; Actinopteri; Cyprinodontiformes; Cyprinodontidae
Product: CD48 antigen-like
Exons: 6
Coding region: 10-720 (236 amino acids)
Source: RefSeq, a predicted model, not a curated record
UUCCAAGUUAUGACCAUGUUCAUUAUCUGGACUCUCUCUGUGGUUCUUCUCAUCAGCUCGGCCCAACUAAACAGUGCUGUUCUGAUCUAUGGAAAAGUUGGUGGCUCCAUUGUUCUGAAUCCAGGUCAGAUUUCAGAGACCAUCCUGACAGCAACAUGGAAGCACAACACAGACCUUGCCUUGGAGUGGUUUGGGCAGGAAAUUUAUAGUUACAGAAGUUUUCAAGGUCGCUGUGACUUUGAUAAAACAAGUGGAAGUUUGACCAUCAACAGUCUGACUCUAGAGGACAGCGGCAGCUACACGCCUGAGAUCAACAACAAAGUUCUGGCGAAAAAGAAACUCCAGGUUAUCAAACCGGUCCCAAAACCCACAGUGUCCAUAAAGUCCAACCAUGAGAAGGAUGCCUGGAGUCUCACCUGUGAAGCCCAAGUCACUGCUGACUUUGGACCUGUGACGUAUAAAUGGAAAACAGGUGACACAGAGUUGUCCACCGACAAGGAGCUGCUGAUAACAACGGAGAAUAAGGAAAGCUCCUUUUUCUGUGAGUUGGUAAACCCUGUCAGCAGCAGCUCCAGUGAAACAGUGGAAAUACCCUUUACUAUAGAGAAUCCUGCUUUAGCAGUGGCUGUAGCGGUUGGGAUCAUCCUGCUGGUUGCAGCAGUGAUUGGAGCUGUUUCCUUUUCUAUCUGGAAAUGUGAGGAGACUGCACAGAAAAUAUAA